This is a messenger RNA of Pseudoliparis swirei, 617 nucleotides long. Its product is annotated as dynein axonemal heavy chain 8-like. The record is from RefSeq and is a predicted model, not a curated record. Lineage: Eukaryota; Metazoa; Chordata; Actinopteri; Perciformes; Liparidae. The coding region runs from base 264 to 617 and encodes 117 amino acids. The transcript is spliced from 4 exons.
AUGUCAAUGAAGCGGAGUUUCAUGGCACUGAGUAUGACAAGAUUGUGGGUGUUAUUUCACAAGAGGGAGAGAAACUAAAGCUAAACACUCCUGUCAUAGCACAGGGAGCAGUGGAGCUCUGGCUCGGACAGCUGUUGUUAGAACAGCAGGCUUCGUUACACUCUGUUAUCAAAGCUUCAGAUCUAGAGAUCAAUGAUCCCGACUUUGAUCUUCUGUUUUUCCUCAACAACUUCCAAGCACAGGUUGGCCUGCAGGGAAUCCAGAUGCUUUGGACAAGAGAUGCAGAACAGGCACUAACACAUGCUGAAGAAGACAAGGAGAUCAUGCCUCUUACCAAAAAGAAAUUCCUAAAUCUACUCAGGACACUCAUUAAACAAACCACCUGUGACCUGAGCACAUUUGACAGAGUCAAAUAUGAGACGCUCGUCACAAUUCAUGUGCACCAGAGUGAUAUAUUUAAUGACCUAGUAAAAAAGCGUGUCAAAUCUGUCGGUGACUUUGAAUGGCUGAAGCAGAGCAGAUUUUACUUCAAAGAUCACCUGGAUACGGUCCUCGUAUCAAUUACGAAUGUGGACUUCACUUAUCAGAAUGAGACCGUCUGGUCAUCACCCCUCUGA